This is a messenger RNA of Acaulospora colombiana, 621 nucleotides long. The record is from the annotation of a GenBank genome assembly. Lineage: Eukaryota; Fungi; Glomeromycota; Glomeromycetes; Diversisporales; Acaulosporaceae.
AAGUACGUCGCCCCAGAACACGCAAUCCAUCCUACUCAUAGUUUCAAUAGGGGACUCCCUCUGCAACACCGGAUUCUAGAUGACAAGACUCUUGGAGCGCGGUUAGAACGAUCUGUGCCCGUCAGUUCCGCAGGAGGACUCUAUGGUGAGUUAAACUUUUCAAAGCUUGAGAAGGAGGUUACAUACCGGGUCUGCGAUUCGUUGAUGCAGAGGGAAGUCGACAAGUGGGUUUUAUCUGUUAAUGGAAAAGAGCCGCAGCGAAGGAAACAGCUGUCCCGAGGGAUGAAUUGCUUGUCAGUAGCUGGAAAACCUCUUCUUGGAACGAUUGAGAGAACUUCCAACCAGCCUUUUACAGGGACCAAUCAUAUGCGCCCGUCUUCGCUAGUACCUGAACCUUCGUCGGUAUACAGAGAAUGGUGCCUAUUUGCCCCCGAUUCGGCGGGUACAGCUUUGAGGGCCAGACACGACAAGCACUGGGAGACAUAUGCGUAUAUGCAACGAAAUGAAACCUCCAACAGUUCUAAAUUGAAACUGCUAGCUGUGCGUAGCCAAUCGGUCGUCCCAAUCAAUGUGGCGCCUAUCAUCUACUACAAACCCGAAGUCGGCCCUGACAGGACAUAG